Messenger RNA from Sphaeroforma arctica JP610, 1216 nucleotides. RefSeq lists its product as hypothetical. Bases 56 to 1216 code for a protein of 386 amino acids. Gene Ontology annotation, cellular component: intracellular membrane-bounded organelle. The record is from RefSeq and is a predicted model, not a curated record. Lineage: Eukaryota; Ichthyosporea; Ichthyophonida. The transcript is spliced from 9 exons. Gene Ontology annotation, molecular function: phosphatidylinositol binding.
GAUGUAGGUGGGUGCCGGCGCCGAUAGUAAAGUAGCCAGAGAGGCGGACGACUUCAUGAGACUAGCCAAGCAAAAACAACAGCUGCACCAGCAACAGCAGUUGGAGGCCUUCAGCAUCUUCACAAUGCACUUCAGUUCCGGCGCUCCCUUUCCCGUCCCUGUGCCUCAGGAUAUCAUUAAGAAAAUGGAGGCUUCUCUGAAGGACAGCAUUCUGGGACCUGCUCCGUUGGUGUUUGAAGAGGCUCAGGCGUCAGUGUAUAGGCUCAUGCGCCGAGAAUACUACCCCAGGUUCAGACACAGUCUUAUAUAUAGAAAGUUUUUGGAAUCCAGAGACGAUGGGAGUACUGUGGGCCAGACAAUCGAUGCCAGAGACAUUCCAUACACACACAGCCGCACACCUAGCGGCGCCAUCAAAGUACAAGAUACGACAAACAAUACGACAAACGAUCCAAAUACGACACGUGACGACAUUGUGGAUACUAUCGACACUGUCACAGAAGUUGAGGAGGAGGUCAGAGAAGCGGCGAUAAAUGCCAAUUUGUCGGUGGCGUCUGAGGUAAAAUAUUCGCAGCCCAUGGAUAUAUCGGGGCAAUCCAUACAGAGCCACAGCAGCAUACACAGCGAGAAGAGUGUGGGUGCUGACGUUGAAGAACCCGAAGCAAACCACGGUAGCCCUACAAGCCAAUCAGAAGGGCACAAUGCUAUCGGCGCCGCAAUUGCGUUAAUGAAAGAGCAACAGCUGAUUGUGGAGGAUCUCAUAAUAGCCUCUGUACCAGGCAGCAAGCAAUACAAAACGCUCAUCAACCAGCAGGAAGCAAUUGGGUUUGAGUUGGCUCAACUCAUGGCCAUGGGCCUGAUGAACCAAGACGAGGAGGUGAUGGAGGGCAUGACUGUGGAUGUCGGCUCUGUCGAUGUUGAAGCACAGGGGGAUAACCUGGGGAAAGUAGUCUAUCUGAUUGAGGUUGCUCAGUAUUCCGGUACCAAAUUCCUGUCCGGGUGGAUGCUGACCAAAGACUACGAUGACGUGGAAGAGUUAUACGCCAAACUGAGUUUACACUUUGCCAAGGUCAAGCAAAUCCCCUUCCCAGUCUGUCCCAAAAAGGAUAUGUUUGGUCGGCCUGGUAAUGUGGGUUCAUCCCUAACGCUAAAUAAACAAGGGGUCCUGCGUAAACGGGAAGAGAAGAAGGAACAGCACAGGAAAGCCAUCAACAGGUAG